Messenger RNA from Triplophysa rosa, 1741 nucleotides. RefSeq names its product G protein-coupled receptor 137 (gene gpr137). Gene Ontology annotation, biological process: positive regulation of TORC1 signaling. The record is from RefSeq and is a predicted model, not a curated record. The coding region runs from base 594 to 1706 and encodes 370 amino acids. The transcript has 8 exons. NCBI's taxonomy places the organism in Eukaryota, Metazoa, Chordata, Actinopteri, Cypriniformes, Nemacheilidae. Gene Ontology annotation, cellular component: lysosomal membrane.
UCACAACAAAACUCAGCCUGACGGAAACGAACUCAACGAUGAGCGAACGGAUUUAUCGGAUUUGUUGAUGUAUACGUUAUUUGGAAUCUGAACGAUAUUUUCGUACUGUUUACAGCGACUGUUUAAAAUGCGCGUCUUGGUUUCUUGUCAUUUUUGCGUGCCAGUUGUGAUCUAGUUAAUCGAUUUUAAACUUAACUUAGCAACGUUAGCUACGCAGCUAAACACUUUAACGUUAUAAAGCAUUUUUAAAGCGCAUGACACAUUAAACAGUUGCAAGCUGAUUGAUUUUUCGGAGUAUAUUCAGUUUUCCGGAUGAACAGGAGGUUACGGUGAUAAACUAGAUGCAGAUGACAAGGGAGAUACGGGGAAGUUUUCUGAGAACUUAUUACAUUUUCGACGUGUUUUGUUGUUGAGCAGAACAGUCGUUUUAUCAGUGACACAAAUUACAUUUCACACGCUCAGGUCCAAAUAUGUCAAUCUUUUUUUGAGUUCAUUGUUAAUAGACAUGUUAUUUUAGUUUUUUUAUGAUGAUUAUUUUAAGCCACAACGUAAACAAUGCAGUUUAAUAACGUUCAUCUUUUUUACAAAUCGUAAUGCAAGAUCCAAUUCCACCUUCCCCUAUAAAAAAAGCAGUGGCCCCAUCAGUUGAACUGGGUGUCACCGUUUUUUACACCCUUCUUUAUGGGGGUCUGUUUGUAGUUGUAUACAUCCAGCUUUGGUUACUUUUACUCUAUAGACACAAGCGAUGGAGCUACCAGAGCGUUUUUCUUUUCCUCUGCCUGUUCUGGGCAGGCCUCCGCGCAACCCUCUUCUCAUUUUAUUUUCGUGAUGCCCUUGCGGCCAACCACCUGCCCACUCCGGCCUACUGGCUUCUCUAUUGUUUCCCUGUGUGUUUGCAGUUUUUCACUUUAAGCCUAUUCAACCUCUACUUCACUCAGGAAUUGCUUAAAGUUAGAAGCUUAUUCAACAUGGAGCCCAGUAAAGGACUAUUGGUGGCUCGCUGUUUGUACAUAUCCAUGAGUGCCAUCUUCCUGUGUGUCAACGUGAUUUGUGCGAGCCUCGAGGAGCGUGGAGGUUCAGGGGAUAAAGCGUGGAAUCUGGUGCUGGUUCGGGUGCUGGUGAACGACCUUCUGUUUAUUUUGGAAGCUGUUUGCCUGGCUGCAUCUCUGCUCCUGUUGACACGAUUCUCCUUCUCCACUAUGCCUUAUCUAAGCCUAAAGGGGCUUUGCCGGACCGCAGUUCUGGGGGCAGGCGUGAUCUUACUCUUCUCUAGCAGGGCAUGCUACAACCUGGCAGCGGUGUUUUUGUCACAGAAUCAUAAAGUAGAGGCUUUUGAUUAUGACUGGUACAACAUCUCUGAUCAGGCUGAUCUUCGCAGUGAACUUGGAGAUAGAGGCUACAUUAUCUUCGGAGCUGUGCUUUUCAUUUGGGAGCUGCUACCCACCACAUUACUUAUUAUUAUCUUCAGAGUUCGCCAGCCUUCUCGAGAAAAGAACUGCACACCAGCUAUUUGCAACAAGCGUAACUCUCGAUCUUAUUUCUUUGAUGAUCCUCGCGGAAUGGAUGGUGACAGCGAUUCUCUCUGGAGUCACAGCAUAAAUCCAAAUAACAGCUGGUUUGGAUCUAGUGAGACGACCCCACUCCUCUUCAACAGGACGGAGCAGGGCAACCAGCAUCACUCUCUUUACUCAACUCCACAGACCUGACCCACAGCUCAAAGCUGCAGAGAUGUGACUCUGAU